CACUGGGAGGAUAGCAAACCCGACGGCAACACGAAAGAAGUUUUCCCGUUCUUUCAAGCGAGCAGGGGCAGCACUAGAAUAAACUCAGCUGCCAUGGGCAGGGCAACGAUGUUUUCUCCUGAGACAGCUACUGAGGCACGUGUCCAAGGCCAGCCCUUCCUAUUCUUUGGACUAACAGUCCCAGAAUUGCUUUGAGGUCUUUUGAAUGGAACUCGGGGAAUCUAGCUCACUGGUGCACACCGGCGACAAUUUUCCGAUUAUUCAGCAGAACUGAUUAAGUAUUUCCCUGGGAGGUUCAGCGCGCGCACGCGCCCCCCGGGUUUGUGUUGAGUAACGCGUGCACGACGUCAUUCAGCGCCUGCACAUCGUUGUUGCUCAAGACUCAAGACGUUGCAAGAAAAUGGCUAACGAAGCGACGGGGAACGGCGGCGCGGCGGCCGUUGCUGCGGUUGGACGUGCCCGACCUGCCAGACCACACAAGGGAUCGCACCGCCCAAGUGGCCGCGGCCCGCCCAGCGGAGCGCGCCGCGGCCCGUCCCUGCGCCAGUGCGCACGCGCGGCCGUCAUCCGGGUGCUGGCUGCGGCUGCAGGUUGCGCUAGGGUGGCGGACCGGGGGCGGGGCCAGCGGCUCAUUGUGCGCAGCGCUGCGCCGCGCCGGCGGCCGCCGAGGCCUGGGUGGAAGUUGGCGCUGCUGCCGCCGCCGCCGCCCUGCAGCCCACUCGCUGCCUCGGCGGCGCGCUGCUCUUCUAAGAUGGCUGCCGCUACCGCUGCGGUGGCAGCCUCGGCCGCCUCGGGUCAGGCGGAAGGUAAAAAGAUCACCGAUCUGCGGGUCAUCGAUCUGAAGUCGGAGCUGAAGCGGCGGAACUUAGACAUCACCGGAGUCAAGACCGUGCUCAUCUCCCGACUCAAGCAGGCUAUUGAAGAGGAAGGAGGCGAUCCAGAUAAUAUUGAAUUAACUGUUUCAACUGAUACUCCAAACAAGAAACCAACUAAAGGCAAAGGUAAAAAACAAGAAGCAGAUGAGUUGAGUGGAGAUGCUUCUGUGGAAGAUGAUGCUUUCAUCAAGGACUGUGAAUUGGAGAAUCAAGAGGCACAAGAGCAAGAUGGAAAUGAUGAACUAAAGGACUCUGAAGAAUUUGGUGAAAAUGAAGAAGAAAAUGUGCGUUCCAAGGAGUUACUCUCUGCAGAAGAAAACAAGAGAGCUCAUGAAUUAAUAGAGGCAGACGCAGUAGAAGAUAGAGAAAAAGAGGACAUCGAAAGUCAGGAAAUUGAAGCUCAAGAAGGUGAAGAUGAUACCUUUCUAACAGCCCAAGAUGGUGAGGAAGAAGAAAAUGAGAAAGAUAUAGCAGGUUCUGGUGAUGGUACACAAGAAGUAUCUAAACCUCUUCCUUCAGAAGGGAGCCUAGCUGAGGCUGAUCACACAGCUCAUGAAGAGAUGGAAGCUCAUACGACUGUGAAAGAAGCUGAGGAUGACAACAUCUCGGUCACAAUCCAGGCUGAAGAUGCCAUCACUCUGGAUUUUGAUGGUGAUGACCUCCUAGAAACAGGUAAAAAUGUGAAAAUUACAGAUUCUGAAGCAAGUAAGCCAAAAGAUGGGCAGGACGCCAUUGCACAGAGCCCGGAGAAGGAAAGCAAGGAUUAUGAGAUGAAUGCGAACCAUAAAGAUGGUAAGAAGGAAGACUGCGUGAAGGGUGACCCUGUCGAGAAGGAAGCCAGAGAAGGUUCUAAGAAAGCAGAAUCUGGAGACAAAGAAAAGGAUACUUUGAAGAAAGGGCCCUCGUCUACUGGGGCCUCUGGUCAAGCAAAGAGCUCUUCAAAGGAAUCUAAAGACAGCAAGACAUCAUCUAAAGAUGACAAAGGAAGUACAAGUAGCACUAGUGGUAGCAGUGGAAGCUCAACUAAAAAUAUCUGGGUUAGUGGACUUUCAUCCAGUACCAAAGCUGCUGAUUUGAAGAACCUCUUUGGCAAAUAUGGAAAGGUUCUGAGUGCAAAAGUAGUUACAAAUGCUCGAAGUCCUGGGGCAAAAUGCUAUGGCAUUGUAACUAUGUCUUCAAGCACAGAGGUGUCCAGGUGUAUUGCCCAUCUUCAUCGCACUGAGCUGCAUGGACAGCUGAUUUCUGUUGAAAAAGUAAAAGGUGAUCCCUCUAAGAAAGAAAUGAAGAAAGAAAAUGAUGAAAAGAGCAGUUCAAGAAGUUCUGGAGAUAAAAAAAAUAUGAGUGAUAGAAGUAGCAAGACACAAGCCUCUAUGAAAAAAGAAGAGAAAAGAUCAUCUGAGAAAUCUGAAAAAAAAGAAAGCAAGGAUACUAAGAAAAUAGAUGGUAAAGAGGAGAAGAAUGAUAAUGGAGCAAGUGGCCAAACAUCAGAAUCAAUUAAAAAAAGUGAAGAAAAGAAGCGAAUAACUUCAAAGAGUCCAGGACAUAUGGUAAUAUUAGACCAAACUAAAGGAGAUCAUUGUAGACCAUCAAGAAGAGGAAGAUAUGAGAAAAUUCAUGGAAGAAGUAAGGAAAAGGAGAGAGCCAGUCUAGAUAAAAAAAGAGAUAAAGACUACAGAAGGAAAGAGAUCUUGACUUUUGAAAAGAUGAAGGAACAAAGACUGAAAGAACAUGUGUUUCGUUUUGAAAGGCUGCGACGAGCAAUGGAACUUCGGAGACGAAGAGAGAUUGCAGAGAGAGAGCGUCGAGAGCGAGAACGCAUUAGAAUAAUUCGUGAACGGGAAGAACGGGAACGCUUACAGAGAGAGAGAGAGCGCCUAGAAAUUGAAAGGCAAAAACUAGAGAGAGAGAGAAUGGAACGCGAACGCUUGGAAAGGGAACGCAUUCGUAUUGAACAGGAACGUCGUAAGGAAGCUGAACGGAUUGCUCGAGAAAGAGAGGAACUCAGACGGCAACAGCAGCAGCUUCGGUAUGAACAAGAAAAAAGGAAUUCCUUGAAACGCCCACGUGAUGUAGAUCACAGGCGAGAUGAUCCUUACUGGAGCGACAAUAAAAAGUUGUCUCUAGAUACAGAUGCACGAUUUGGCCAUGGAUCUGACUACUCUCGCCAGCAGAACAGAUUUAAUGACUUUGAUCACCGAGAGAGGGGCAGGUUUCCUGAGAGUUCAGCAGUACAGUCUUCAUCUUUUGAAAGGCGGGAUCGCUUUGUUGGUCAAAGUGAAGGGAAAAAAGCACGACCUACUGCACGAAGGGAAGAUCCAAGCUUUGAAAGAUAUCCCAAAAAUUUCAGUGACUCCAGAAGAAAUGAGCCUCCACCACCAAGGAAUGAACUUAGAGAAUCAGACAGGCGAGAAGUACGAGGGGAGCGAGACGAAAGGAGAACAGUGAUCAUUCAUGACAGGCCUGACAUCACUCACGCUAGACAUCCUCGAGAGGCAGGGCCCAAUCCUUCCAGACCCACCAGCUGGAAGAGUGAAGGAAGCAUGUCCACUGACAAACGGGAAACAAGAGUCGAAAGACCGGAAAGAUCUGGGAGAGAAGUAUCAGGACACAGCGUGAGAGGUGCCCCCCCUGGGAAUCGUAGCAGCACCUCGGGGUACGGGAGCAGAGAUGGAGACAGAGGAGCCAUCACAGACCGAGGAAGUGGAGCACAGCACUAUCCUGAGGAGCGACAUGUGGUUGAACGCCAUGGACGGGACACAAGUGGACCAAGGAAAGAGUGGCAUGGUCCACCCUCUCAAGGGCCUAGCUAUCAUGAUACAAGGCGAAUGGGUGAUGGCCGGGCAGGAGCAGGCAUGAUAACCCAACAUUCAAGUGCAAUGGCAUCAAUGCGUGAGAAGCUACGGACAGCUUACACGAUGCAAAGAAGAGUCCAGCUACGGACAGCUUACACGAUGCAAAGAGGAGUCCAGAUACGGACAGCUUACACGAUGCAAAGAAGAGUCCAGAAAGACAGCAGCCAGUCUUUCAAACUCAUCCUGUGUUCCCUGAUUUCAGACCCAAGGACUACCUAAUUUGUAAAAGGUCGAUGAUUAAAUAGAGAAGUAUGCCAAGUGCUGUGGCUCACGCCUAUAAUCCCAGCACUUUGGGAGGCCGAGGCGGGUGGAUCACCUGAGGUUGGAAGUUUGAGACCAGCCUGACCAACAUGGAGAAACGCCGUCUCUACUAAAAAUACAAAAAUUAAGAGGGGCAUGGUGGCACAUGCCUGUAAUCCCAGCUACUCAGGACACUGAGACAGGGGAAUUGCUGGAACUCGGGAGGCGGAGGUUGCAACGGUGAGCCAAGAUCGCACCAUUGCACUCCAGCCUGGGCAACAAGAGUGAAACUCCAUCUCAAAAAAAAAAAAAAGGUAAACAUGAAAAAAAACAAGCCAGGUGUGAUGGCUCACACCUAUAAUCCUAGCACUUUGGGAGGCCAAGGUAGGUGGGUCAAGAGUUCAAGACCAGCCUGGCCAACAUGGUAAAACCCCAUCUCUACUAAAAAUACAAAAAUGAGCUGGGCAUGGUGGUGCACCCUCUGUAAUCCCAGCUGCUCAGAAGGCUGAGGCAGGAGAAUCGCUUGAACCAGGGAGGCGGAGGUUGCAGUUAGCCUAGAUCACGCCACUACACUCCAGCCUGGGCAACAGAGCAAGACUCCAUCUCAAAAGAAAAAAAAAAUAGAUAAUUAAACUGGCAUAGAUGUGAAUUGGGCAAAAUCUGAGGUCUAAUGGUUGAUGAGUCUGGGCCACUCCCCCAGAGGUUUAUGAUGGGGUUCCAGCAUGUUUUACCUCCAAAAGUUCCUCCACAGGAUUCACAUAUACAGCAAGGUUUGAGAAUCAUUCUAGAGAUACAGCUCAGAGUAAGAAAGACUAAAUGAUUUUUACAAGGUGCUGGCAAUUAACUGUUUUUGUCAGUGGGAUGAGAUUCUCUGAUUUUCUGGUUAAAUGAUGUUCAAUUCCUCUGUAGAGCUGAAUCACUCGGUGGGAGUGGGGGACUUCCCCAUCAGGUUUAGGAACGUGGGUCCGGAGCUUUCAGAACUGUCCUGCUUGCCAGGCAUGAUAGCUCACGCCUCUAAUCUUAGCACUUGGGAGGGCUGAGGUGGGAGGAACACUUGAGGCUAGGAAUUGAAGACUAGCCUGGGCCAAACAGUGAGACCCUGUCUCUUUAAAAACAAAAAACGAAAAUGAACUGCGUUGGUUAAGCUGUGAAAUAUUAUGUAUUAUUUAGAUAAGUAAUACUUCGUUUUCAUUCUAUUAAGUAGAGAGUCACCUUUGAAAGGAGUGUAACGGGGCGAAUGCAAGUACUAGAGAGUCUAGAUCAAGAGUCUCAUUUUGCAUCAACUAAAAUUUUCAUUCACUAAGCAAAAAUAUUACACUUUUCAGUUGACACUGUUUACCUAUUUUUUUCAAGUGGGUUUUAUCUUAUCUGCUUAUUUUUUAAAUGUAAACACAAAAGCUCCAAGUGGUCACACAGAAUGACAGAAGUAAACUCGAAUUCUAGUUUUCAGUGUAUAGGUUUUGCACCUAUCUUUAGUAUUUUGGUUGAUGGUAUUAUUAAUGGACUUGUUGAAUUUCAGUUUUCAGUUGUUCAUUGCUAGCAUACAGAAACGAGUAUUUUGCAGUAAAAUGUACAAAUAUGCACACAUUUUAAGUGUACAAUUUACUGUGCAUAGAUGAAUGCAGACAGCCAAGCCAUUACCGCCAUGGUCACGAUGUGGAGUGUUUCCAUCACCAAGUUUCCUUGUGCCCUUUCCUGGUUGUCCUAAACUGUAUCUGCAGCCCCAGGCACCACUUAUCUGCUUUUUACCACUGGAGACUUCAUGUCUUAGAGAGUUUCCUAUAAACAGGAUCAUACAGUAAUGUCUUAUUUAGUGUCUGGUUCCUUUCACUCAGCAGUUUUUGCAAUUCAGCCAUGUUGCUGUUUGUGUUAGCCAUUCCAUCUUCCUGUUGCUGUGUAGGUUUCCAAUGUACAGAUGUAUCACAGUUUUUUGUGCAUUCACCUAUUGAUGGAAAUUUGGGUUGUUGACCAUUUUGGGCAAUUAUGAAUAAAACUGCUAUGAAUAUUUGUGUACAA
This is a messenger RNA of Callithrix jacchus (white-tufted-ear marmoset), 5983 nucleotides long. RefSeq names its product SAFB like transcription modulator (gene SLTM). NCBI's taxonomy places the organism in Eukaryota, Metazoa, Chordata, Mammalia, Primates, Cebidae. The record is from RefSeq and is a predicted model, not a curated record. Gene Ontology annotation, cellular component: nucleus. Gene Ontology annotation, biological process: regulation of transcription by RNA polymerase II; regulation of mRNA processing. Gene Ontology annotation, molecular function: sequence-specific DNA binding; RNA binding.